This is a messenger RNA of Oncorhynchus masou masou (cherry salmon), 1238 nucleotides long. RefSeq names its product coiled-coil-helix-coiled-coil-helix domain-containing protein 5-like. The coding region runs from base 309 to 632 and encodes 107 amino acids. Gene Ontology annotation, biological process: cellular respiration. Lineage: Eukaryota; Metazoa; Chordata; Actinopteri; Salmoniformes; Salmonidae. The record is from RefSeq and is a predicted model, not a curated record. The transcript has 4 exons. Gene Ontology annotation, cellular component: mitochondrial intermembrane space.
UUGUUUGACAUCAAAUAUCCUCAAUCGAGUGCAUAUUAAAAGGAGCAUUUUGAAAGCAGGGGUUAACAAAAUACAGGUCAAAAUAUCACAGGACAAUGGGUUGUUUCUCCUUUAAGAAAUCUGGAAUUGACAACAACCCAGGACCAAUGGUAUAGAACAAUGGCAGUAUGCAACGUGUUUCGACCAGUCGAAAUAGAGGAGGGUGUAUGCGGCAGAUAUUCUGUGUAUGGCUGUGAACACAUUUUAUAACCUUGAUUCUCUUUUUACUUUCUUUCUAAACAAGCCUUCAAACUACCUCCACCACAAACAUGCAGGCUGCCAUGGAUAUCACCACCAAGUAUUGCCAUAAGGAGAUGGAGAGCUAUGGGCAGUGUGUGGCCGCUCACCCGUCAACAUGGCAACAGCACUGUCAAGACCUAAAGAUGAAGGUGGCACAGUGUACCUCUUCACACCCUGUGAUCCAGAAGAUCCGGACAGACUGUUCAAAAGAGUUCACAGAGUUUGAACGCUGCUUACUAGAGAACCAGAACUUACCUACCUCCUGUUCAGCACACGUGGCACGCUUCCUUGGCUGUGCCGAGACAGUGGACCUUGCCGGAGUGGCAGUGAACCCGGUUCCUCAGCCCUCUUAGGACCCAGCAGUGACCAUCAUCCAUCCCUCUCAGAGAAGAUAUCUCCAUCCUGCAAUACUAACGCCGGACUGCAAUCAUGGAUAAAUCACUGCCCAUGUCAUAUUGAUAACAUCCUGACUUUGUACAUGAAUAAAGUGGACUCUUGUCCAUGGCUACUUUAGGAUUUGUCAAGAGAACUCAAUGUUAGACAUUUACAAGUUAUUGGGACUGAUUUCUGCCUGAGACUGUCAAGAUUCAAGACAGGUUAUUUCUUGAAUUUAUUUAAUAACUCUUCGAUGCUACAGCUCUCUGACAUACACUGGGACAAUGGGAUUCAGAGCUGUCCUCUUUUCUAUAUGUGAAAAUAUUCACUGGGCAGCAGGUUGUGUGUAAUACAUAUUUAUAACACUGUAGUAACCUCGGGUAGCAGCAUAAAUGGUUCUAUUUUCCUCUACAAUUUAUAUUGAGAAUGAAUGUGUGUAACGGAGUUAGCUUUGCAACCUCACUCCGCAGCAUAUCUGUGCACAACUGCGUGUUAUCCAAGUAUCCCUGGUUUGCGGGGGAGUGGUCUCUUGUAAAUGUUAUUUUGGGUGAAGUUUAUCAUUAAACUCCUAUAUUUCAGUCCUA